Diaporthe batatas is the source of this 1554-nucleotide messenger RNA. RefSeq lists its product as uncharacterized. Gene Ontology annotation, cellular component: transcription factor TFIIH holo complex. Lineage: Eukaryota; Fungi; Ascomycota; Sordariomycetes; Diaporthales; Diaporthaceae. Bases 123 to 971 code for a protein of 282 amino acids. The record is from RefSeq and is a predicted model, not a curated record. The transcript is spliced from 2 exons.
GCACCUUCGAAGCUUCCCGCCGCGCCCCCAUUGCGAUCGCGACAAUCCUCUACCACACGCAGCCCGGAAGAUGCAAUGGAAACCCGAGAUACGACAUAGAGUUCUAUUGAUCAGCGUCGAGAAUGGCUGACCCAUCAUCUGCCUCCUCCUCCGGCCCGGGGGGGUUCCUCCGCCAGCACCCUCUCCCCUCGCCCGCGCCCAGCGGAUCCUCGAACCGCGCAGCCUCCGGCCUGCCGCACCCCAGGUCCCACCCCUUGCGCUCGGGGUCGGCCAAGGAGCAGACGAUCCGCGCAUAUGUCGACAACCAGCUCAUGCACAUACAAAGGCGCUUUGUCAAGAAGUCCGUGGACGCCAAGCCUGGCGACGACGUCGUGGGGUACAAGACGGUCGGGGAGCUCUGCAAGGAUGUCGAGGCCCUGCUCGACAUAUUGUGGCUCUCGGGCACGCCCGCGCUCCAGGUCCCCUACCUCCUGAACAUUGCCAACGAGUUCACCGAAUGGGUCACAAAGUUCCCGCCGCAGCCCGAACCCCUCUUCACAGUCCUGAGCAAGCUCGACUACUGCUUCGCCAGCCUCCUAUCCGGCCAGGACGUCGAUACAAAGGAGACGCUACCCGGUUUCGAGAACGGCACCCGCGGGGUCAUCACCAAGACAGACAUGGUCCGCUGCAAGAGCAUCGUAGAACAGACCCGCGUGGUGAUCGUGGACGUCAUGAGCAAGCAGCCCGGCGAGGACGUCCGCGACGAUGGUGAUGAGAGCGAGGCCGACGACGACGACGAUACCGAGAAGGAAAUCACAGAGGCUGAGACCACUGACGCGGAGGGUGACUACAGCGCCGCCGAGAGCACCGGGUUCGUGGACCCCAACUGGGAGGACCCUGACGACGAGCUGUACAUGGACGUGGCGAGGGUCUAUGAGAGAACGCUCGUCCAGCUGGGCGAGGUCAUGGACCAGGUCGCCCCCUUGCCAUGAUUGAGACAUACCGUCUUGGCCCAAUCACUUUCUCAGGGACGAAUCAAAUGAUGGUUAUAUGCCUGGCCUGUCUUCCGACUUCGAAGCCCGCGUCCUUGCUGGCCUCUACCGGUCUCACAAACACGCCGACCUUGACGGGUCUUCCCUGUUGCCAGCGUGGCCCAGAGGACAGGGCGUCCAUCCGCAGGACCCGUAAUGGCUACCCAGGCGGUAUCCGAGGUAGCCGAAGGAGCUCUGAUACACAGCGAUGGACACUCCGUGAGAAGGACCGCGCUGGCUUGGACUAUGCCUAUUCGGCUUCAAGUGACCUGCUUGGUGCGGAUGCCCCAUUAGCGGUCUAAGCAGAUGAAGUUUCGAUACUGAAAGGUUCUAAUCUGCAGGACUGGUUUGAUCUUUGUGCCUCUGCCCCCCAGGCAAAUCAUGGUGUCGCCAGAAUGACCUUGGUGUUGCGGAACGUGGUAGUCCCGAGGCCGGUCCCAAAGAGCCAGACUCCUGUUGUGGAAUGCCAGUCAUGGAAACGAACAAUAGGAAGUUGACACAAAUUUACUCACUUUAUAGAAAUAUCACAUUCUCCAGUGCCGAA